AACGGCUUCUUAAUUAAGCCAAGAAAUGAUAUUCGAGUUCUUAACGAAAAUUUUGGAGGAAUAAACGAAAUAAACAAUGCAAUAAUACGUAGGAUAAAUUUUGAAAAUCCUGUUGAUAUUGAUAAUUUUCUAACGUCAAGCAAAUAAGUGGUUCUUCUAAAAACAGAGAAUACAGACAAACCUGUUUUUGUGCGCUCUUUUUUUAAUGCGAUUUUUUAUGCUAUUUUUUAUGCGGUAUAUAACGUAUAUCGAAAUUCUGUUCGCCAUAUGUAAGUUCGCCGCGAGGUUAGGUCAAUCUCAACGGUGUUGACAUCACUUUUUUUCUAUCGGUGUGUAUGUACAUAUUGUAUCAGCCAUUUCAUACCUAUUGCAGCUGUCAAUUUCAAUACAUAUUGCACCAUCUAAUAACAUUAGUUAAUUACCGAUCAUCGAAGUGCGUGCAUACAUAUCUUUUGACCAUUAAGAUAAGAUUAAUAUCAUAAUGAGAUUAAAGGCAUAAGUACUCCCUUAAAAUGAAUAAUCGUAACCAAAAGAAAGUGAGAAGAAAGACAAUUGCAUUAGAAACUAAAAUUGCAAUAUUAAGUAGAUUAGCAGAUGGUGAAGGAUCCACGGCUCUUGGUAAGGAAUUUAAAUUAGGCGAAUCCACUAUCAGAGCUAUACAAAAACGUGCAAGUAAAAUAAAUGAAUCUAAUAAUUGUGCAACAAACGAAAGUGGUAAAAGAACAUCAUAUUCAAGAAAUAUUUUAAUAGAGAAAACGGAAAAGGCCCUCAUAUUUUGGAUUAAAGACUCAACUCGAAAACGAAUCCCCAUUGAUGGAGAUUUAAUGAAAGAGAAAGCUAAACAAUAUUUCAAUCAGCUGAAAGAUUUAGAACCAUCUAGUUCCUCAUUACAUUUUAAAAACCUGAAAUUUUCAGCCAGCAAUGGCUGGUUAUCUGGAUUUUUACGACGACAUGCACUUCACAAUGAGAAGAUACAAGGUGAGGCCACGUCCACCGAUGAAACAGCUACUAAGAAUUAUUGUAAAGAACUAGCAAAAAUUAUUGAUGAUGAUGGAUAUUGCCCAAAUCAAGUAUUUAAUGCAGAUGAGACUGGGUUAUUUUGGAAAAAGAUGCCCAGUCAAACGUUCAUCGCUAAGUCUGAGAAAACUGCAAGUGAUUUUAAGGUUGCAAAGGAUCGAAUUACAUUCCUUCUUUGUAGUAAUGCUUCUAGUGCAAGAAUGUUAAAACCACUUAUUGUAAAUAAAGCUUUGUACCCACAUAUGCUAAAAGACAUAAAUUUAGUUGAAUGUAAUGAAGCUGUAAAUGAUAAUGACAUUAUCAACAACAUAAUAGAUCAUGAAGACGAACAAGAAGAACCAGAUUCUAUGACAGUGGAUAAAAUAUAUGCAGGGAUUCAGCUUUGCAGCAAAUUGGAAAACCAUUUUCUUAAAAUAGAUAACAAUUCCGAAAGAAGUUUGAAAUUCCAAAAAGAGCUUCGAUCAUGUAUAUCUGGCUAUUGCGACGUUUACAAGCAGCUGAUCAAACCACUGUCAUCACAAAAACUUAUCACCGAUUACAUGGUAACAAAAAAUUAACUCUAAUAUCUUCACGUAAUGAAAGCGAUUAUGAACCAGUUCAUCACAAAAAUAUGCGUGUUUUGGACUUCAACAAAUAGUAUUGAAUUAUGUACAUUUUGAAAAUUUCUCUUUGUUUAAAAUGAGAAAUUAAAAUUCUUUAAAAUGUUUCCAUGUAUAAUUUAAGUAUUUAUUCUAAUUGGAAAACACUUUCUCGCUAUUUUGUAAAGCUUUGACAUAUUUUCUAAGUGAGACUUUUUUUUUGUAGUCCCUCUGCACCACAAAAGAAAUUUUAUUUAAUAUGUUGUGAAGAAUUAUAUAUAUAUUUUUUUUUUUAUAUAUAUAUUUUUUAUAUAUACAUUUUUUUGUGCAGUUUUUUUCUGUGGUCCUUAUCUACCGCACAAAAACAGAUUUGACUGUACAUUGUUAAGCAUUUUAAGUAUUUAUGAAAGCUUGAUAAGAUCUUUUUAUAAAAUAACAAACUACUUUAUUUAGCAGUAGGUAAAGUGCUAUGCAUAAGGUGCUAUAGCUACAAUGCAAACAGAGAAAGAUUGCCAGAUGUUUUAAAAAAUAUUUAUACAUUUUUAGAACAAACAUAGGACAAAAAAAUCAUAUUUCUAAUAUUAGGAAGUAAAACGGAUAGAUUUAAUGAAAUCAAAGGAGUAUUUCAAAGCAAAUGCUAUGAAGAAGUAGCAGACUACAAGUUCACAUUGAAUGAUCUAACUGAAGAAUCAUAGAGCAGAAGCUUUUGGAACAAGAAGUGAUACUGCAAGAAAGAAAGAUUAGUUUGAACAAAUUAAUAAAUAAGUCGGAUAAAGAUGUGAAACAAAGAUAGAUCUCACAAAUCUAAUAGCAGUAUUGAAUCACAAUAUUAUCAGAGCUAUUAACAAUAGAAUACAGGUAGCUGACGAUCAAUUAAAAAAAGGAGAUUUUAAGCAAAUAUGUCAAAACAAUUGGGGAAAAAAAUGUAUUGGAUUAAUCUAAGACAUGAAGGCAGUGUGACUAAAUUCAUGCUAGAACAAAUUUAUAAUCCUGAUUUUUACUUAAAAGAUAACAGAUGUAAUAAUGAAGUAGUUAUUGAGAAGAAUGUAAAAGAACGGUUAUUGAGUUCUACACUUUCAGAAAUAUUUAUUAUCGGUGGCAACAACAAAGGGGAGGUCACAAAGUGACUUCAACUUCGUGAGAUUAUAGAACAUAUAAAAUUUGAAAGAAAUUAGAAUAGUCGUAGGCUUAAGUUACUAAAUUCUCAAGAUAAUAUGCUAGCUACUUUUCAAGAACUAAUUACACAAAAUCACAAUCAAACGUUUCAUUUGCUUAAAUUUGAACAAGAUCAGCUUGUUUGGAGUAAAACUCGUGGUUCAUUAAUGAAUUUGAGCAUAGGAAUUCUAAACAUUUAAUAGGAGAGGAUGCUUUAAUUACUCAAAUUAAAAAUGAUAAAGUGGUAAUUAUUGCUGGUGACCCAGGAAUGGGCAAAACUACUACUUUGAUUAAGUUAUAUGAGUUACAAUAUGCAUUACAGUCUGGUGCAAAAGAGUCGAUAAUUAAGUCGCAUCGGUUAAUUCCAGUCAAUCUAAAAGAUCACUUAGAUGCAAUAAGAGACAUUGAUUUUAAUAUACCAACAGAAAUAGUAAAAGUAUAAUGAUUUUUUAUCACAAGUUGAUAAAAGUAUAAGUGAUAAUUUUUCCAGAAGAUUGUUAAGUAUGGCGCUAGUAAAGCAGGAUUUUGGGAAGCCUUCAUUAAUAUCACUUGAUGAAUUUGAUGAAGUUUUAGAUAAAUUGGAUAGAGAUAAAGUUAUCUCAUUACUGGAACAUUUAAAAGAUGAAACUGAAGAUACAUUUUAGAUUACUACUCGUCUCCAUUAUCAGAAGAUUUUAGAGAUUACGGUAUCAGUAUUUGCUAUAAAGCUGGAUUCAACUCGUGAUGAAACAAGCUACACGAAAAAAUACUUAAAGAAUCAUCUAAGUAUCAUUUAAGACACGAAGAGUUUCAAAAUAUCUUUGGCAAUAGUGAUGAAAUAAUAGAAAAUACAAGGAUGCAAGGAUACACGGAGGCACUCUUAAGUAAAAUGCACGAAAUAUUUAAAGACGACAUAUCUGAGCUCAUUGGAACACUAUUACAGCUCUAUUUAAUGUUAGAAGGUUCUACAAGAUAUUUUAAAGAGUGAACAAGAGACAUUAAUGGUCAAGGACCAGACUUUCGUUACCUGGGCGAUGAUAUAUGGCAAGCACAUGGAAAGUUUGUUCACAAAAUGUAUAGUGUCCAUUUUAAUCAAGCAAAAGUUAAAGAACAAAUAAGACAGAAGCAAGAUAAAGUAAUAUUUGAUGAUUAUCAUAAAUCUCUAACUAAAUCUUUUAUGCUUAAAUUAGCACCCAAACGAUCUCUCUUUAGAAAAAUUUAGAGAUAUAAUGUUAUCAGCUGGGAUUAUUAGAUAUGAUGGUAGCAAUAUUCAGUUAAUACAUUCAACAUUUAGAGACUACUUUGCUGCUAAAGUAUUCCUAAAUUGGAUAAUAAAAUGGAAAGAAGGCUGUAUUAACUAACAAUAUCAAAAAAGCAAGAAUAUUUAUUAAAGGAGAUUUUAGUAAAGUCAGAUUAUUAAGUUAUAAGCAUAUUUUUAAAUAGUAAAUUCCUAAAAGUGAAAAUGGCAAAUAUACAUCCGCAAGUGUUAUGUUAUGAUAUAGAAGUUUUAUUUGUAGCAGCUAAGGAAUGCAAUAUCGCCCGUUUUGUGUUAAAUAAUUCAGAUAAUUCAAAUGACAUUGUUGAUGCUAAAGACACGUUUUGCGAGACAAUUUCGCACGCGGCUGCUAACACUGGUAACUUGGACAUGGUUAAAUUUCAAAUAAAUGAAAAAAGCAGAUUUUAAUGUUAAAGACAAUUUUGGCAGCACAGUUUUACACCGGAUUGCUACGCGUGGUAACCUGGAGAUGGUUACAUUUCUGAUAAAUGGAAAAAAUGCCAAUGUUAAUGUUGAAGACUUGACUGGCGAGACAAUUUUGUACGCGGCUAGUUAAUUCUGAAAACUUGUACGUGGAUAAAUUUCUGACAUAUAGAGAAACUGUCGCCCUACGUAAAAGGAUUAGGAUCAUUUGUUAUAUAUAUAUAUAUAGUUCAGCAAGUAUUUGUGAGCUGAGUGAUAAUAUUAGUUCUAUUUUAUCCUCUUGUUAGGAGGGAACCAUAUGGUAUUGUGUGAGAAGGAAAAAGAAUCGGUAAAUAACAAAAUAUUGUAAAGACGGGAAAGUGGCAUGAAAUAAGAAAAUGUGAAUCUUUUUAAUAAGACUGUAAUUAUAAUAAAUCAGUAAUUAAAUAUGUUGUCUUAAGCCAUAUAUGAUA
Messenger RNA from Megalopta genalis, 4880 nucleotides. Its product is annotated as tigger transposable element-derived protein 1. NCBI's taxonomy places the organism in Eukaryota, Metazoa, Arthropoda, Insecta, Hymenoptera, Halictidae. The record is from RefSeq and is a predicted model, not a curated record. Gene Ontology annotation, cellular component: nucleus. Gene Ontology annotation, molecular function: DNA binding.